Thunnus maccoyii (southern bluefin tuna) is the source of this 4941-nucleotide messenger RNA. RefSeq lists its product as uncharacterized. The transcript is spliced from 4 exons. Bases 2094 to 4268 code for a protein of 724 amino acids. NCBI's taxonomy places the organism in Eukaryota, Metazoa, Chordata, Actinopteri, Scombriformes, Scombridae. The record is from RefSeq and is a predicted model, not a curated record.
GCAGCAGUGGAGAACUGUGUUAAAUGUGUGACAGCAUGUCACUUGCCUAUGUUGGAAGCAGAGUUGCAAACCAGAGCUACAGAAAUGAUGAAAAUUAAACAGAGGCAUGGUGAGAAUGUGAAGGCCAUUUCCAAAGCUAUCAUAUACGGUUGGGCAAAACGGCAAACUGAUGCUCCCUCUCCACAAACUUUGUUGACCAUUGUAUCCAAAGCUGGAGUGCCUUUGCAAGAGUCACACACAAACAAAACAAUGAUUUCAAUUUUUCCACAACUUUCACCUUCAAACCCCUUUUCAGCUGCUAACAUGACUGAUCAAACCAUUUCACAACAAGCAAAGACUGACGAUGAAUUUCUCUUACUAGCCGCAGCUGUUGAGGGACAAAGACUACAGACUGAAGUAGAAAAUAGAGAAGAGCAGAUAGCAGCUAGAGAAAGGGAAAGAGACAGUCAGGCUGCUAGAGAAAGGGAAAGAGUUAAACAGGAAAAGAAAGAUAGAGCCGACGAAGAAAAAGCUAGGAAAGCUGCAGAAAAAGAAAAGAAAGCUAAUUUGUCAUUCAAACAGGUAAAAAGCCAGAAAAGAAAGGAAAAGAAAAGACAUUUAGCUGCCGUUGCUGAAGAAACAGAGAUAGACACUCAGGACAGCUCAGGAGAAAGUGAGGUAGAACUUGAGUUACAAGGAGCCAGAGGUAAGGGGGAGGAGUCUGACACAGAUCAUAGUGACGACACAGAACCUGCAGUCAGGCCAAAGAUGACACAGAGACGACCCCACACUGCAAGUAGCAAAACUCAGAGACGAGGUACAACUAGAAUGACACAUUCACAUCUGGAAAGACAUACAAGAUCGAAAACUAACAUUUUAGAGCCCCCUCUAAACAUUACAUCCACCUCAAUAAAUGCUCCAAAAAUCAUGGUUGGCAACACAGCUGUCUGCAAACCAUGGACUCCUGCUGAGAUAGUUGGAAUGACACAAAAUGCCCCCAAUCCGACCACAAACCCAGAUGAAUACUGGGGAUGGUUAAGAUAUGUAUGCUCUGUGUAUAACUGUCUGAUACCUGAUGUUGAACAAUUACUUGCUGGCUCAUACAGAACGGAGUCUGGCUUGUGGCUCCACCCUGAUGGUCGACCGGUUUGCCCUCGAGCUCUCCUUCAUGUACUGGCACGUGUGACGCAUGGUCCAGCGCAUGUUGGAAGAGGGGUGAUGAAUGAUGUUAUUCGCUCACAGUGGUUUGCUCCAGGCAUUACUCAAGUUUCACAAACACUUGUGGAUAGUUGUAUGAUAUGUCAACAGACCAGAAAAAAGAAUAGCACAGUGAAACAUGACCACUUAGAACCCCCAUCAGGUCCUUUUGUAAAUAUGCAAAUAGAUUUUGUACAUAUGCCAAGCUCACAAGGCUUCAAAUACUUGCUAGUCAUAACCGACAGGUUCUCGAAGUGGGUAGAAGCUUUUGCAACGAAAAAAGAAGAUGCAAGAACAGUUGUAAAGUGUCUGCUAAAAGAGGUAAUCCCUAGGUACGGAGUGCCGCAGGGAAUAGAUAGCGACAGAGGUCCAGCUUUUGUGUCAAAAAUCACUCAGGGACUGUCAGAAAUCUUAGGAUUUAAGUGGCAGUUACAUGUUCCUUAUCAUCCACAGAGUUCAGGUCAAGUUGAGAGAAUGAAUGCAACUAUCAAAGACAGAUUGACCAAAACAGUCCUAGCCACAGGCCUGAAAUGGCCUGAUGCACUGCCGAUUGUGCUGUACUCCAUUCGGAGUGCACCAAGUGCAACUACAGGACUGAGUCCUCACGAGGUGCUGAUGGGAAGACCAAUGUCCACAGGGACAAGUCCCCCACUGACACCACACAAAGCUACUCUGCUUUGGACGGAUGAGUUCAUGACUGAGUAUGUGAAAAGACUAACAGAGAUUUUGAGAAAGUAUCAUUUACAGGUGGCUGACAGACUCCCCAAACCAUCGGAAGAACCAAUUCAUUCCUUUCGAGAAGGUGACCUGGUAUUAAUCAAAUCUCUGGAAAAAGUGUCUUUGUCUCCUAGGUGGAAAGGUCCAUACCAGGUGCUGCUGACUACUAGGACGGCCCUGAAGGUCGAAGGCAGAGCAGAAUGGAUCCACGCCACAAGGUGCAGACUGGCCCCCCCAACCACUGGCGGAGGAGAGCAGAGCCCUGGCAGGUAACCGGAUGGUUACUCCUUUUUUCUCUCCUGUUUAGUAGGUUCGGGCAGGGGACAGGUCAAGUCGGUCCAAAUGAGAGAGAGACAGGAGUCUCUCUGAUUCCAGGCGAAGGAGAGCGGAAAGGCUUUCCUUCUCAUGACACAGUCGGUGCCAUGAACCCAGUGCCCCAUGGACAGGGGCGCCCUUUGCAGAAUGAUCCAGAAAAUGCAGACCAAGAGCCAGAUCUUGGACAUACGGACAAAUCAAUAAGCCCAUUGGGACUCUACAACACUUUACUUUUUCUCGAGGUAGAUGGCGGUGGUCUACAUAUGAUAAAACACUGUUUGAGACGAAGCAGAGUUCAUCCACGUCGACGAAGAUCUUGGAGUGCAAAUUUCCAGGAGAAGGGGGGAGAACUGGUAAGCUGUAAGUUCAUGGAGAAUGAUGAUUACCCCUGGAGUGGUUACUUUGCAUCCACUAACACAAUUGCUCCAACUAAAUCUGAACCAAGGGUGCAAAACAAAUUACUGCGUAGCGCUCAGCAACCAGUAGUGCGAAAAGAAAAUUCAGCCCUUAGUCUUAUGCUUGAUUAUGCGCGUGAUCGUAAUCUCAGUAAGUGUUGGCUAUGUCAAAAUAUGCCAGCUUCAAUACAUUCUCCAAUGUCUAAUCCAAUUCCAUUCACCAAAGCUGAUUAUGAGACGUUCAAUUGGAAUGAUCUUGCUUCAAGAUUUAGAGAAGAAGCAGACGAUUGCUAUACUCCAACAUAUCCUGUGGAUGUUAAGUCAUCACAAAAUACAGAUAUUGCUCUAUACGUUGCAAGAACGGUAAAUGACAAAUAUCUGCCAAGCGGAUUUAAUUUCACCACUCUUCUCCGCAUCAUUCACAUACAAAGAUAUGUGAAACUAGGCUUUGAGUACAGAGUUCAGGUUGCUCUAGCUCAAACUAACUGUUCAAAACCUUCUGAAAAUCAAGUGUGUGUUCCCCAACCAUAUACAACCACUGCUAUGGCUAGAGCUCUAGUUUAUGUGCAACCAUGGGCUGGCACCUCAUCCAUAGGGCCAGUCAAGAUUCAGUUACGCAACUGUUCGGCGCCACAACAAAACGAGCAAAGACCUCAGCGUGACUGCUCAACUUAUCUUCCCCCUGUCUUCACUCAUGAGCUACAAAAUGUUUCUUUAUGUUUCAGAGGGAUAGGGAAGGGACAUGAAGACUUAGGACAAAGUAGCUGUAACACUGUGGUAGAUGUCACUCUUAAACAGUCCCCACUGCCUGAGAGAGUGUAUCUAGUUUGUGGUGACAGGGCCUAUCGGUGCGUGCCGUAUGAAGACUCACGCGGUGUCUGUUAUUUGGCGUACUUAAUUCCCCUAAUCAGAGAAGUAGAAUCUACUGAGAUAGCUUCACUGUAUCCACCGUUACACAUAUACAAGAGAGAAAUCUCAUCAACUCAGAAAGUAGCCAGCUUCCUUCUCCCUUGGUAUGGUGUGUAUGUGUCCCAGCAAGAGCUCUCAUCUCUCUCCAAAGUCCUAGAAAAUCAUCUUAAUGCCUCAAGCAGAGCUAUGUUAGCCGAACACAAAGAGUUGCAGGAAGUCAAAACAGUAGCUCUACAGAAUCGCAUGGCUCUUGAUCUCCUGUUAGCGGCUCAAGGAGGAACUUGUAAGCUCAUAGGCUCUGAAUGUUGUUCCUACAUCUCUGAUGCAACUGCUGACGUCAUGGACAUGGCACAUGACACAGCACUGGGUAUCAAAGAAUUGCAUGAUAGUCAUGGUUUUAACCUUGGUGAUUUUUCAGGUGUCUUUGGGUCAUGGGGGUCCGGAUUGGUCAGGUUCCUGACCACUCUUGCUGUUGCUGUCUUCCUUUUCAUCCUCCUCUGCUCAUGUGUAGGUUUGAUAAUCAAGCUGGUAGUGAAAAAGACGACAGGGUCUGUACUCCAAGCAGCCCAGGUGCAUGUCACUGGAAACACUGCAGAUCAUAAUCACACAGGUUUGAGGUAUUAUGAUUUUGAAACUUUCCAGGACUGGAUGAGGCGUUUUCACCCAGGUAUCAUUUCAGAUGAGGAGGAGGAAACUCAAAAUCUAGGAUCACUCCAGGAGGAUGGAUUCCACAUCACCAUGCAUCGUAUGUGCUAGUAACCUCUCCAUGGUGAUGGCCCUCUACUGUACGCAAAGUGCAUGGGUUGAAGACUUCACUUUGUGAUUGAUUUGUUUUAUUGUUAUGAUGUAAUCAAAUGUUUGUAUGACUCCCCUUUAAGUUGCUAGGAUUUCAUCUAGUAAGAGGCAGGAAGUGUCUUGUCUUAGGUUGUUUGCGCAUGUGACUGGUGACCUCUGUCAAUGACCUCCUUUAACGCUUUGGUGUUCUAGGAGAUCUUCUUUGAGGAUUUGCCUCACUACUGCCCCUGGUGGUUGGAAGACAGAACUCAUGGGUCACAUGACAGUUGUUUUAAAGGGGUACAUAAGAGGGGUUUUUUAUCUAAUUUACUGAUUGUUUGCUUUUAUUGUUAUUGCAUUAUGUGUUUAAAUGAUUAUGUGUUUUGAUGAUUUUACUUUUGAUUUUGUUCAAUGCAAUUGUUGAUUCUUGUAUUACUUUUGUGUGAGAAUUGUUAUCUGUUGUGCGGAUGUUGUUUCUACUCUGUUUGUGCCCUUACAGUCCACCAGUCCAGUCAUAAAUUGGUAAUUUGUAUUGAUCUUUUGAUCAAUAAGAGGGGAUUGUUAUGGAUAUUCCAUAACUGACCAGGACAACAGAAUGUCAAGCUGUACUCCUCUGUUCUCUCAAACAGAAGAUAACACAUGUUGUUUAAUAAAC